AUGGCCACUCACGUUUUGACCACUACCAACCAAAUUUCGGUUUAUGGUCAACCCUCUCCAACCAACUCCGCCACCAAUACUCCCUCCAAUAACUCCCCCACCUCUCCUCGCAUGGCAACCGCGUCCCUGCACCAACUGCCCCUGCAGUCGCGCCAGCUACGUCCUCUCAAGGGUCCUCUCUAUGUCCCUGCAGCUCUCCGACCCACCGAGCGACCCCAGAAAUCGUCUCCCAUUACCCCACCCCGCAGCGUGCAUGGCUCACUGGACAGCCUGAACGAUGACUCCGAACCUAUCAGCCGUCGCUCCACCAUGGAGAGUCAGUCGAGUGAAAUCAGUCAGAGCGCACAGCAUGAGUGGAUGAAGAAUGAACAACUGGGUGUUGUGACCGGUCUUCCGACCCGUACACACUGGAAAGCUGACUCGGCCUCUUCCAACUGCGAUUCUCCCACUUGCCGUUCCUCCUUCGGCAUCUUUCUGCGUCGCCACCACUGCCGUCACUGUGGCCACGUCUUCUGCGCCUCCCACACCCCUCACCUCGUUCCUCUUGACCAGGACGCUCGCUUCCACCCCGAUGGUGUCCCCUCCCGUGCCUGCGAUCUAUGCUGGAGCGCCCACCAGCGCUGGGAAGAGAGCCGUUCCAACCGUCUGAACAAGAUCCAGAAUACCAUCGAUGCUCAGCAGAUUGGCGUCUCCGUUCCCGAUUCCGAGGGUAUGAAUGCCGACCAGGCUUCCGAGUCCACCGUGGGCCAGACCGGCGAGGUCGCUGCCUCCGUUCCUCGUGACUGGAACUGGAGCACUUUCUAA
Penicillium concentricum is the source of this 804-nucleotide messenger RNA. RefSeq names its product FYVE zinc finger domain-containing protein. The transcript is spliced from 2 exons. Gene Ontology annotation, biological process: protein targeting to vacuole; protein transport to vacuole involved in ubiquitin-dependent protein catabolic process via the multivesicular body sorting pathway. The record is from RefSeq and is a predicted model, not a curated record. Gene Ontology annotation, cellular component: ESCRT-0 complex. The coding region runs from base 1 to 804 and encodes 267 amino acids. Gene Ontology annotation, molecular function: ubiquitin binding; metal ion binding; phosphatidylinositol-3-phosphate binding. Lineage: Eukaryota; Fungi; Ascomycota; Eurotiomycetes; Eurotiales; Aspergillaceae.